Molecule: messenger RNA, 2623 nt
Organism: Anguilla rostrata (American eel)
Lineage: Eukaryota; Metazoa; Chordata; Actinopteri; Anguilliformes; Anguillidae
Product: calcium-binding protein 39-like
Exons: 9
Coding region: 265-1293 (342 amino acids)
Biological process (GO): intracellular signal transduction
Molecular function (GO): protein serine/threonine kinase activator activity
Source: RefSeq, a predicted model, not a curated record
GAGGGAUGGGUUGGAGAGAGAUACCGAACGAGGUAGUUAGCGAGUUAGAAAGAUAGAGGGAAGAGGGGACAGACAUAAAAAAAACAGUUUUAUAGAACGAGGAAACAUACAUUGGUGCAUGAGCAUCAGAGUGCAAUUAAAAAUUAAGCGGGGGGUUUUGUGUUUCAUGUUCGUCAGCUCUUGCUGGUGAAGUAAGGCUAACUCGCUCCCCUCUGUGUGGGAUCUACCUCCUCCCAUCCCUGCCAAAGCUGCCACCUUCCCAUCAUGCCGUUCUUCGGGAAGUCGCAGAAGAGCCCUGCGGAAAUAGUCAAAAGCUUGAAGGAGAAUGUGGCGUAUUUGGAAAAGCUGGAGGCAACUGAGAGUAAGAAGUGUGAAAAGAUAACGGAGGAGGUGUCAAAGAGCCUGGCCUCCCUGAAGGAGGUGCUCUGUGGCACCAGCGAGAAGGAGCCGCAGACAGAGACCGUGGCACAGCUGGCCCAGGAGCUGUACAACACCAACCUGCUCAUCACCCUCAUUGCCAACCUGCAGAGGAUCGACUUCGAGGGGAAGAAGGACGUGGUACAGCUGUUCAGCAACAUUGUGCGGCGUCAGAUCGGUACACGCACCCCGACUGUGGAGUACAUCUCCUCACACCCACAGAUCCUCUUCAUGCUGCUGAAAGGGUAUGAAAGCGCAGAGGUGGCCCUGAACUGUGGCAUGAUGCUUCGGGAGUGUCUGCGACACGAGCCCCUCGCUCGCAUCGUGCUCUUCUCCGAGGAAUUCUUCUGCUUCUUCCACUUCGUGGAGCUCUCCACCUUCGACAUCGCCUCUGACGCCUUCGCCUCCUUCAAGGAUCUACUUACAAGACACAAGAUAAUGUGUGCCGAUUUCCUGGAGACAAAUUACGACAGAGUGUUUACAGAAUAUGAGAAGCUUCUGCAUUCAGAUAAUUAUGUCACCAAACGUCAGUCUUUAAAGCUCCUGGGGGAGCUGCUCUUGGACAGACACAAUUUCACGGUCAUGACCAAGUAUAUCAGCCGUGCAGAGAACCUGAAGCUAAUGAUGAACAUGCUGAGAGACAACAGUCGCAACAUCCAGUUUGAGGCCUUCCAUGUCUUCAAGGUGUUUGUUGCCAACCCUAACAAGACUCAGCCAGUGCUGGACAUCCUGCUGAAGAACCAGGCCAAGCUGGUGGAGUUCCUGAGCCACUUCCAGACAGACCGGUCUGAGGACGAGCAGUUUUGUGAUGAGAAGAACUACCUGAUCAAGCAAAUCAGAGACCUCAAGAGGCCCACAACCCAGGGAGAGGCUUAGGAGGAGGGGCCAAAUGGGGAGAGGCCAAGCAUGAUUGGCAGAGAGAGGUGGAAAUACCGGAUGGGGGGGGGGGGGAAGGUUAUGAAAGAGGCUGAACAGGAAUAUGUGUGGGGGUGUGGUUAGGAGAUGGGGUGCUGAGCAAUUUGGGGUGGAUGUGGAAAUACGGCUGGGAGAGAUGGUAGCUCUCCUACUCUUCACCUUCAUCGUAGGAUUCCCACACAGAGGGAAUGAUCAAGGAGAGGAUUUCACAAGAUCAGUUCAUACCUCCUGCCCAUGCUUGUACCCCUAGUGAUCUAGAAUGGGUGAUUUUUGGUCAGGUAAAUGGACCCGUUUAGACUAUGUUUUAACUGAGUUUUUGAUCUACGUUUCGCCAAAUCCUGCUUCAGCAAAAGGUGCAAUCCAGUGCUGCAUUUCUCUUGACAUCACCAAAUGUACCCUUGAGAUGUUUCUGGUGAGAACACAUUCCAUUCCACUUCAGCUGUAUCUACUGAUUCCAAGAGAACUUUCUCUUUAUGUUACCAUCAACAACCACUCACUGAGGUGUGGUAGUGUCUCAGAUCUCUUUUACACUGCCUCCAAACAUGUUGUGGAAGUCCCUCAUAAACUGCACAUUGAACAAGAUAUUUCUCUUUAGAAUAUUAUAACCUUUAGUGGAAUGUGCCUUUUGCUGAAUCUAAAGUUGACUAAAGAGUCUGCUGAUGCCCCCUGAAUGGGGCCUAAAGCACCUCUUUGGCAUUGCCAGGGCAAAGACGAGACACUGCAGGUUUUUACCCUGUCAUAAGAGGCUUAUUGUUCAUGUGGUUCAUAAUUUUGUGCUCUGGCUUAAGACACACUGUGAAAUAACUCCAUAAGCUCUGCGCACAUUCAGCUUUCAUUUGAACGUGGUAUAUAUUUGCUCUCAUUCUCACAUUCUGCUAUUUAUGUACAAUAAUUGUACAAUGUGCCUCAAACCCGUGGCCAUUAAAAUGAAAUGCAACAGUUCCACAGGAAAAUUGAUUUGGUUAACUGUGUGUGAAGAGAGAUUGUGAGUGGAUAAGAUUGUGAAUGAGUGUUCAAAUGACAAUUACGAGCUCACCCCUGUAUGUGUGAGACUGAUUUGGAAAUCCAGGGUAAGAGAGGGGUUGGGUUACAGGGUGCAAGUAUAUGUGUUGUUUCGUUUAUUUAAAAUUGGGUUAUGUUGAUGCAGGUGUGUGCGUAAGAACUCCUCAGGAACUUUCUCUGAGCCUACACUUCUCAUAUUCUGCUAUUGAUCAGACAGUCAGUGUGCUUUAUUUAAAUGCAUUUGGUUUCAUUUGUGGUGUGCAUUAAUAAACAUUGCUUGGGAAGAGGA